Messenger RNA from Penaeus vannamei (Pacific white shrimp), 2176 nucleotides. NCBI's taxonomy places the organism in Eukaryota, Metazoa, Arthropoda, Malacostraca, Decapoda, Penaeidae. The record is from RefSeq and is a predicted model, not a curated record.
UUGUUAUACCGGUUAGUAGUCCCCGCGGUUCUGUGGCGGAAGGUUGUGUGAAGCGCUGGCUGACCGAAUUUCGGGUCUGAAUGUUGUGUAAAGCAUGAGCAUUGUUUAGUGAUAUAACGUCAAAAAUUCGGAUAUUAACAUGCAAUUCCCUGCCAGAAAAUGAAAGACAAGGGAGGACAUAGCAGCUCGGCAGCAGACAGCCACCACCACUGCAAGCAUCUCGACGCGGAGGUUGAAAUUCCCAAGAACACUAUGGUGGCCAGCCAUGCGUGUGGUGUGUGUGGCACCGAGGCCGCACUAGUAUGCGGAGGCUGCUCCAGCGUCUUCUACUGCGGCAAGGAGCACCAGAAGCAGCACUGGGGUUCUCACAGGAAAGAAUGCCUCCCGUAUAAAGUAGUUGCUUCUCCAGAGGCGGGAAAAUACUUGAUAGCGUCGAGGCGACUUCGAGAAGGCCAAGUCCUGUUCCAAGAGUUCCCCCUCAUGAUGGGUCCCGUGUCAGUCUCGCCUCUGGUGUGCCUUGGCUGCCACUGCGCCAUCGAAGGCACCGACUUUCCCCGCUGUCCAGAAUGCCACUGGCCAUUGUGCUCAUCGGCGUGUGCCUCUAGCAGUGUCCACCGGAUCGAGUGCUCAGUCCUUGCCGCAGAUACCAGGCGCAUCGGCCCGCCCACAAGCCAAGGCCCGCCCACCCUCCGGUAUGAUUCCAUUCUCUUGCUUCGCUGCCUUUCGUUGCGUUCCAACCGACCCUCUGACUGGGAGACAAUGCUGGACAUGGUCAGCCACGCAGGGCACUACCAGAAGGCGCAGGAUACGGUCCACACAGUCACUGUACGUUAUGUGAAGGAGGUACUAAAGUUGGACCUUGACAGUGACACCAUUCACCAAGUGCGCGGCGCCAUCGCUGCAAAUUCAAUAGAAAUACGGAAUGUCGACGGGACCAAAAUCAGGGCAGUGUACCCUAGAGUCCGUCUUCUGAAUCACGCCUGCACGCCCAAUGUCCACCUAACUUCCACCAAAGAAGGUGCUAUGGAGGUUCGGACAGCUGUCAGUAUCGACAAAGGAGAACCGCUUUACAUCUGUUACACAGGGACAACUCUGCCUCUUUGGGAUCGACAGAGGAUCUUGAACGACAUGUACUUCUUCCGCUGCGAAUGUAACCGCUGCACAGACCCAACAGAACUGGGCACACAUUACUCUUCCCCAAAAUGCCCCGAGUGCAGCAGCCGCUACUUGAAGCCUCAGUCCUGGGUCAAUCAGACAACGUGGGAAUGCGACAACUGCAGAACUGAGCGAUCGGACACGGAAAUCCAAGAGCACGUGAGAGAAUGGGAGGAGAGAUUCAGCAUGGACGACGUGUUCUCCCAGAAAUCUGUCAAGCAGAUCAAGAAGAUGAUCGACUGCAUCGAGAGCGAGUUUCACGCCCGCCAUCACGUGUGGCUGACGGCGGCCCAGGCGGCGCUGCGGGAGCUCAAGGCCAUCGACACGGAGCACAGCCUGCACCUCCGGGCUGAACUCUGGGCGAAGCUUCUCAGUUUACUAAGUGUCCUCGAGCCGGGACUGAGCAGGAGGCGAGGCAUCGUGCUACUUGAAACCGGCAUCGCCCUCCUGGACGAGGCCAAGAGCGAGCACGAGAGCGGAAACGCGUUCGUGCCGCAGCUGACGGAGAGGCUGCAGGUGGCAGCGACGCACCUGAAGGAAGCCGCGCACAUCUUGGGACUGGAACCCCCAGGCUCCCAGUCGGCGCCCCUGGCCAGCAAGGCUCAGGAAAAGGUGGUCACGACCGAGAACUUCCUGACGAGGCUUCAGGAGGGGGGUGUGCGAGCGGAGUGAGGAGUCGCGGCUGGGCUUCGAAUCGGACCUUCGUCAGUGAUACAGUGCUUUUACAAUUACAGAUGGCGGACUGAAAUGAACUGUGGUGAAGUGUCAUUGUUCUGUACUGUUCCAAAACUGUUCAGAUUCUGUCUUCUUCCAUGGCAUUACUUUGAAAUACUGAUCUUCCUAUUAAUAAAAUGUGCAUUGCUUUACCACCUGGUAGCUACUGUUUUAAAGGUUUAAAGAUUAUAAUAGCAGCAAAGGCGUUAAAAGAUUACAAAUUACCAUUUUUAGCUCUUGCAGGCACCAUGCCAUACCACAGUGCUGCUGCAGAAUUUUUAUUAAUUAUUAAACAUAAUAAUUAAAG